UUUCAUAUGACUGUGCUCGCUCCCGUCAGCGCCUCGUGAGCGCGCGGGCCACAGAGAGAGUAGAGUAGUGUAGCGCAGACACGGGUAACUCUUCGUACCGACUAGAAGCUGCACCGACCGGUGCCGGACAAAUGAUUUGACCUUCAGCGAACCGGAGGCUUGAUCUCUACCAUUCAGACGUUUUCAACACACCACACCGGACUAGUAUCGGAUCGUUUUACAGCGUCUGCUCGUUUUCUUUCGUAAACACAUUUUUAUUUGUUAGCGAGAGGUGGCCACGUCCUUGAUUUUUCUGGCCUCGCGGCUUGGAAAAACCUAACACAUUCUGAGUGGUUUCACCCAGGAAUGGAUACUGGAGUUGUCACUGAAAAGAAAAGGGUGAGCUCGGAGCGCAGGAAGGAGAAGUCCAGGGAUGCAGCGCGAUCUCGCAGGGGAAAGGAGUCCGAGGUGUUCUACGAGUUAGCACAAAAACUCCCCCUGCCACACAAUGUCACCUCCCACCUGGACAAAGCCUCCAUCAUGAGGCUGACCAUCAGCUAUCUGCGCAUGAGGAAGCUGCUCAGCUCUGAUGAUUCAGAGAAGGAGAAUGAGCUGGAGAGUCAGCUGAACAGUUUUUAUCUGAAGGCCCUGGAGGGUUUCCUCAUGGUCCUGUCUGAAGAUGGAGACAUGGUUUAUCUCUCUGAGAAUGUCGGCAAGAGCAUGGGCCUCACACAGUUUGAUCUGACUGGUCACAGCAUCUUUGAAUUUUCACACCCAUGUGACCAUGAGGAGCUGAGAGAGAUGCUGGUCCACAGGACAGGAUCCAAAAAGACCAAGGAACAAAACACAGAGCGCAGCUUCUUCCUGCGCAUGAAGUGCACACUCACUAGCAGAGGGCGCACUGUCAAUAUCAAGUCUGCUACGUGGAAGGUUCUUCACUGCGCUGGUCAUGUGCGUGUGCAGGAGCGCGGCGAGGGUUUGGGAGACUCUGGCUUUAAAGAGCCUCCUCUGACCUACCUUGUGCUCAUCUGUGAGCCCAUUCCUCAUCCCUCGAACAUCGAGGUGCCUCUGGACAGCAAGACUUUCCUUAGCCGCCACACUCUGGACAUGAAGUUUUCGUACUGUGAUGAAAGGAUCACAGAGCUGAUGGGAUAUGAGCCAGAUGAUCUGCUGAACAGGUCUGUGUACGAAUACUAUCAUGCCCUGGAUUCAGAUCACCUUACCAAGACACAUCACAACUUGUUCGCAAAGGGCCAGGCCACCACUGGCCAGUACCGUAUGCUGGCUAAGAAAGGUGGUUUUGUGUGGGUGGAGACUCAGGCCACCGUUAUCUACAACCCCAAGAAUUCUCAGCCACAGUGCAUUGUGUGCGUCAACUACGUUCUCAGUGGCAUUGUGGAGGGGGACGUUGUCCUGUCCCUGCAGCAGACCAUGACCGAGCCCAAGGCUGAGGAGAAAGAGAACCAGGAGAUGGAAGAUAAGGCCUCCGAGGUGGACAUACUCAAACUCUUCAAGCCAGAAAGCCUUAAGUGUCCCAUGGAGAGCCCUGACCUGUAUGAUAAGCUGAAAGAGGAGCCUGAGGCUCUCACCGUGUUGGCACCUGCUGCAGGAGACACCAUCAUCUCUCUGGACUUCAACAACUCAGAUUCUGACAUGCAGCUGCUGAAGGAGGUGCCCCUCUACAAUGAUGUCAUGCUGCCCUCCAGCAGCGAGAAGCUGCCCAUCAGUCUGUCUCCUCUGACGCCCAGCGACUCCGGCCCAGAUCUGAACAAACUAGAGACCGGAGCGGAGGACUUCCCUUUCAGCUCUGCCUCUGAUCGUGGUCCAGACUCCACAAACACACCUUCCACAUCUGGACUGGGCUCCUCGGGGCCCAACAGCCCCAUGGAUUACUGUUUCCAAGUAGACUCAGACAACAGUUCUGAAUUCAAACUGGACCUGGUUGAGAAACUGUUUGCUAUUGAUACCGAGACAAAGACCCCUUUUAGCUCCCAGGCCAUGGAGGAUCUCGACCUAGAGAUGCUGGCUCCAUUCAUCCCAAUGGAUGACGACUUCCAGCUGCGCAUCCCCUCUCCGCUGGAUCCGCUCCCCUCUGGCCCUCACUCUGUGUCAGCCAUGAGCUCCCUGUUCCAGCCCUUACCAUCCCCUGCGUCUCCAGCCUCUUCCUCCAGCAGCACAGUGAAACCGUCAUCUCGGGCCCCUUCGCCCCUGCACCUGCUGCAGGAGGUGUGCAAUGCCCCUGUCUCACCCUUCAGUGGAAGUCGGGACAUUUCCCCUGCUCGGUCCCCCACCCCACAGAGCAGCAAUCAGCUCAACAACAGAAAGCUGUCUCCAAAGAUGUUAGCUAUCCAGAACGCCCAACGUAAGAGGAAGCUGGAGGAAGUGACAUCACUUUCUGAGGCUGUUGGACUGAGUGCUUUGCUUCAGAGUGUGGACAGUGCUAUAGAGCCUGGAAAGAGGGCAAAGGUUUUAGAGCUUAAAGGAUCGAGUGUGCUUGGAGGAAACAAAACCAUUCUCAUACUGCCCUCUGAUGUGGCCAGUCGUCUGUUGUGCAGUUCUUUAGAGAGCAGCGGUGGGCUGCCUACGCUAACACGUUAUGACUGUGAAGUCAACGCUCCCGUGCAGGACCGCCAACAUCUGCUGCAGGGAGAGGAGCUCCUGCAUGCUCUGGACCAAGUCAACUGAGCUUUGCUGUGUUUAGCAGUUCCGAACACUGCAUCCCUCUCUCUCACCCCUUGACCCCCGCCUGCCCGAUCCUUGAAAUCUGCCUCCACUUGUCUCCUUUUAUUCCAAGCCCUAAUAUUCUCUGUAAAAAUGUACUAGAUAACCUGCACCUUCCAUUGAUCUCGCCAGUGAGCCCAGAGGGAGUCCAUCCAUCCCAGUGCGUAGAGGGCCUGGAGACAGACGAGCGUAAUGCAACUUAACAGUGGCAUCAACCAGACAAGAGUUAAG
Sinocyclocheilus rhinocerous is the source of this 2931-nucleotide messenger RNA. It is a transcript of the gene hif1ab, whose product is annotated as hypoxia inducible factor 1 subunit alpha b. The record is from RefSeq and is a predicted model, not a curated record. Lineage: Eukaryota; Metazoa; Chordata; Actinopteri; Cypriniformes; Cyprinidae. Gene Ontology annotation, molecular function: protein dimerization activity; DNA-binding transcription factor activity, RNA polymerase II-specific; RNA polymerase II transcription regulatory region sequence-specific DNA binding. The transcript is spliced from 15 exons. Gene Ontology annotation, cellular component: nucleus. Bases 346 to 2664 code for a protein of 772 amino acids. Gene Ontology annotation, biological process: regulation of transcription by RNA polymerase II; cellular response to hypoxia.